AUGUCUGGUCAGGUCAAUGCUGAGAACACGGUGAUUGUGAAACACCCACACCCAAGCACAGAGCCUGGAAUUAUGUUUUUACAGAGCUCCAGUGAACUAAACCCUUCACCACUGGCCAUCUGCAGCAUUGAAUCAGCAGCUAGACUAAACCCAAACAAACCAGUUUAUUACUUCAUGCGAGGAUUCAAUGGGAAAGUAUCUGAGUAUCGAGAUCCUGAGUACAAAGGCAUCCGUCUGCUUUCUUCAUUCAAGAAUGUCAUCAUCUUGCCCUUGAAUCCUAAGGAAUUGUUCAGCAACACGCCCUUGGCUGGAUGGUAUGAGAAGGCAGAUCCCAGCACUGAACUGUAUUGGAUUAUUUCGCUAUCUGAUGGCUGUCGGAUAGUCUUGCUGUGGAAGUACGGGGGCACCUAUCUGGACACAGAUAUAAUAUCAAUCAAACCUCUACUGUUCCACAACUUCCUCUGCGCAGAAUUAGGAAAUUAUGCGAAUAAUGCAGCUUUGGGAUUUAACCGUUCUCAUUCCUUUAUAGAGAGUUGUUUAUGGGAUUUUGUUGAGAACUACAAUGGAGCAGUUUGGGGCCAACAGGGUCCAGAACUGAUGACCCGAAUGCUGAAGAAAUGGUGUGAGACUGAUAAUCUCCACAACGUCCUCAACAAAGAAUGCAAAGGCAUUAAGUAUUUGUCCAACGACUGGUUCUACCCUGUUCCAUACCCCGAUUGGAAAAAAUACUUUCAAAAGGAUACAUGGAAAGGGAAUGAUGAUGAGAUUGAAAAGAAAUUCUCAGAGACUAUUGGGGUACAUUUCUGGAAUUCACUGAGUCGUCGUCAUAAAUUUAAAAUCAAAGGAAGUCGAUCUCUAAUAGAAUAUUUCUUUUAUAAAUACUGCCCAAGUACAUAUGAAACUCUCCUAAAAUGA
Molecule: messenger RNA, 915 nt
Organism: Hemiscyllium ocellatum (epaulette shark)
Lineage: Eukaryota; Metazoa; Chordata; Chondrichthyes; Orectolobiformes; Hemiscylliidae
Product: alpha-1,4-N-acetylglucosaminyltransferase-like
Exons: 2
Coding region: 1-915 (304 amino acids)
Biological process (GO): protein O-linked glycosylation
Molecular function (GO): acetylglucosaminyltransferase activity
Source: RefSeq, a predicted model, not a curated record